UACUCGUGUAUGUUUAAACAUUAUUGACAUUGAUUAAUAUUAAAAAAAAAAUAAACAUUCACAUACGAAUAAAAUCUGUGAUCAAUUCCAGUCCAAAAAAUUAGAAAUUAUUUAAAUAAUGGAUGCAAGCCCAUUAGACUUCGUGGCUCAAGCGUCAUGGGACUUAAUGGAAGCUAUGGAAAAAGUCACCGAAGAGACUGAAAAGGAAAAUUUGAUAGUAAACCAUAUAAAGAAAGUAUAUUCUACAGUGGUAUCCAUCGAUGAUUUCAAGAAAAAUUUAGAAUGGGUUAAUGUUUCUGAACCCCUAUCUUUGACUCAGCAUUGCUCUGAAAAAGUAGUGGUAUUGGAUUUUUGGACAUAUUGCUGUAUCAACUGCUAUCAUGUCUUGCCUGAUUUAGAGUACCUGGAGAAGCUGCACAGAGUUGAAAAUGGACUUGUCGUGAUAGGUGUGCACUGUGCCAAGUUCAACAAUGAAAAGGAUUCAUCCAAUGUGUUAGCAGCAAUUCAAAGGUACAAUAUACACCACCCAGUUGUUAAUGAUCCUGAUAGCAGUGUUUGGACCUCACUGGGAAUUAAAUGCUGGCCAACUCUUCUCAUUCUAGGCUUAGGAAAUAGGCCACUGUUUGUGAUAACAGGUGAGGGACACAGGGACCGUCUGGUGGCUUAUGUCCAAGCUGCAUUACGGUAUUUUAGUCCUAAAAUUUCCGUCGCUUCCAUACCAAUGGCUCCAUCGAAGCACUUGAAAGCGAAAGAUAAUGAGAUCCUCCAUUUUCCUAGUAAGGUUGCAUUAAAUCCAUUCUACCGUGGCCGUUCUGAAGAACCAUUUAUAGCUAUAUCGGACAGUGGAAACAACCGAAUACUACUUACAGACUGUUCAGGCCUAAUCUUACGAAUAAUUGGCGGGACCGAGCGUGGAUUUAAGGAUGGCAAAUUGAACGAGGCUUUAUUCGAUUCGCCGCAGGGUUUGUGUUGGCUUUCGGGCAGUGUACUGGCGGUGUGUGAUACAAACAACCACUGCCUUAGAACGGUUCAUCUUGAUGAUGGGACUGUUGAAAUAUUAGCUGGCACAAGGAAGCAAAAUGUUUAUGGAAAUCUAGGUGGCAAGUGUCUAGGCCUCCAGCCGUUGUCGUCUCCGUGGGACAUACUACUGUACACUACUCCUGAUAUGGACAUGUCGGUGCGUCCAUCGCCAGCCUCCGUCGGCAUAGCACCAAAGGAAACUGAUAAAGAAAAGAAUGACAAAGAAGAGGUUAAAGAUAAAGAAAAGAAAGACGAAAAGCGUCGUGUGCUGUUAAUCGCGGAAGCUGGUUCUCAUCAAAUUUGGGCGCUCUUUUUGGAUACAACAAUUUGGUGGAAAUACAAAACAUUUACUGAAGGCACAUGUGCGUGUAUUGCUGGGUCAGGCGACGAGGCCGCCCGGAACAGCGCAUAUCCGCAUACCGCUUCAUUUGCACAACCCUCUGGAAUAACGCUUAGAACCGGUCCAAACCCUGAGAUAUUCAUAGCGGAUUCGGAAAGUUCGUCGAUAAGAAGACUGGCUCUGUCCACUGGACAGGUGUCUACGCUUUGCGGCGGGGACCGCAAUCCUAUCAAUCUAUUUGCUUAUGGAGAUGUAGAUGAUAUCGGUGUGGAAGCAAAGUUACAGCACCCAUUAGGAGUCGCCUACUGCGAUACAUCAAAAACUCUCUUCAUAGCUGAUACCUACAAUCACAAGAUCAAGAAGGUGGAUGUAGCCACGCAAAGAGUUACCACACUUACACCAACCAAAAUUGAGAGUGCAGAACCCGCCAAGUUCAAUGAACCAUCUGGUUUAGCACUCAGUUCAGACGGCAAGUAUUUAUUCAUUGCAGACACAAAUAAUCACAGUAUAAAGUUAUUCAACUUAGUUAAAAAUGUAUGUCAAGACUUCAAGGUACGCCUCCCGGACCUAAAAUUCACUGAACCAGAGAAUUUAAUAUUAUACCAGAACGAUUUGUUCGUAAAUCGAAAAUGCGGCAACCUAAUUAUUUAUUUUAAUGUCAGUUUGGAUGGAGACACAAAGAACGUUAAGUUUACUCCAGGGGCGCCACAAAACUGGAACGUUUGUGUCCGGGACGAAAACAAUAAGGAUGUCACGUUGGAGGAUUUUGAUUUCAUUAAUUGCUCGCAUAAAGGGAACAAACUACCGGGCCGAGUCGAAAUGAAACUUAAACAGAGAACAGAUAAAACUCAUUAUCGAUUGUAUUUAAGCUUCCAUACGGCGUUGUGUGAUACUUCCUCUUGUUUUUCGCAUUCGUUCACGAUAAGAUCUACAAUUCUAGUGAGAGAUUCUGUAAAAAUGGUUGAAUCGUAUAAAAUCACUUGUAAAGUGAAUCCGGUGAACCGAACAGAUAUUAGGGCAGAACAGAAAUCUGAGCAAAACAACAAACAAGAACAAAAUAAAAAUUCGUAAAUUGUGAUGAC
This is a messenger RNA of Achroia grisella, 2442 nucleotides long. RefSeq names its product NHL repeat-containing protein 2. The transcript has 12 exons. Lineage: Eukaryota; Metazoa; Arthropoda; Insecta; Lepidoptera; Pyralidae. The coding region runs from base 119 to 2431 and encodes 770 amino acids. The record is from RefSeq and is a predicted model, not a curated record.